AGAACACUGGAUGGACCGGAGAAAGAUGAAUGUGACAGGGCGAUACAGAUACCCAACGGACACCAACAGGUUGGAGGAAAUGGGAAUACAAGGAGAAGCGGGGAAGAGCGAGGGAGAAACACCCAUCCACCAGGUGAUGUAGAGGGAAAAAAGGCUGUGGUGUGUGUGAACUUUGAGAAGAAACUGUUUCAACAAGCCAGUCUUCUCUCCCUGCUGAACCCAAGCGUCACAGUGAAGAGCGGUGAUUUCCUGGUGCUGAAGGGAGCUUGCUGGGUCGACAUUGGCCGAAACAGAGUGGUCAUCAUGGCUGACCAUCCUGACGACAUUGAUGUCUUGCCUGAGGAAAUUGUUGUCGGUUUUUCUCAACUUUUGGCAGAAAUUAUUAGAGCUACCCAAGCGUCCCAAAGAACGGAAGAAGCUUAACUCUUCCUGUGUACUGUUUUCAAAAGUAAAAGUGGAACUUACCGCCCCUCCCGUCCCAAUAGAGGAUAUUCAAUAUGUUCUUGGGUACGUUUCUUUUGAAAAAAAAUAUUUUUAAAAAAGAAAUAAAAAAA
Molecule: messenger RNA, 554 nt
Organism: Aplysia californica (California sea hare)
Lineage: Eukaryota; Metazoa; Mollusca; Gastropoda; Aplysiida; Aplysiidae
Source: RefSeq, a predicted model, not a curated record